Molecule: messenger RNA, 1647 nt
Organism: Cyclopterus lumpus (lumpfish)
Lineage: Eukaryota; Metazoa; Chordata; Actinopteri; Perciformes; Cyclopteridae
Gene: egfl7
Product: EGF-like-domain, multiple 7
Exons: 7
Coding region: 396-1295 (299 amino acids)
Biological process (GO): anatomical structure development
Cellular component (GO): extracellular region; cell surface
Molecular function (GO): signaling receptor binding; calcium ion binding
Source: RefSeq, a predicted model, not a curated record
UGUACCAAACGCUGCUUCUCUCCUCCUUCGUCCUUCACGUGAUGGGCACUCCGCAGUUCCUCGCCCACCCCGGGUAACGGCUCACUUCCUGUCCUCCAGACCUGUUGGUUUUAGGCCGACUUUCACCCACUUCCAAUGUGUACAAAUUGGGCAUUAAACAUAUUUAAAAGCGUCACUCUCUAGGGACCACAGCUCCCACGCCUCCUAGCUCCCAGACUGCCAGGCGCACGGCAUUGUGGGGGAAGCUUCAGUCGAUUUGCACAGAGACAAAAAUAAACGGUCAAGUGGAGCCAAAGAGGUGAAAGGUCAAAUCUUAACUCUGGACACAUUCGUAGUAAUAUUUAAAUUAGGCUGCACGCCAACUUCUGGUGACAAAUAACCACGAGAGGCUCCUUAUGUGGAGUCUGAAUCAGACGGGAACCAGAUCUAAAACCAGCUCCUCUCGGUCUCUGUUCCGAGUCUUAACGUCCGACAUCUCGUUUCUCCCCCUUCGCAGGAGGAGGGCGUGCGGUCCAGGCCUCCGUCACAGCGUUGCCACGGCAACGGAGUCAUACGUCCGGCCGGUGCACAAGCCCUACAUCACCCUGUGUCAGGGGCAUCGCCUCUGCAGCACCUACAAGACCGUGUACUCGGUGGCCUACCGGCAGGUGACCCGGGAGGCUCCGCCUUCGCACCUGUACUCCGACUGCUGCCCGGGCUGGCGGAGGCUUCACUCUCACAACUGUAACCAAGCUGUGUGUGGACACACCUGUGUGAACGGAGGCAGCUGCUGGAGACCCAACCAGUGUGCUUGUCCACUAGGCUGGAAGGGCCACCGAUGCCAAACAGAUGUGGAUGAGUGUGCCGAGCGGCGGCCUUGCGCCCAGAUGUGCCUGAACGCAGCGGGCAGCUAUCGGUGUGCGUGCAGAGACGGCUUCAGGCUCGCCGGGGACGGACGUUCCUGUCAAGACCUUCCUCCUCCUCCUCCUCCUCCUCCUCCUCCUGCUCCCACGCAGACCAGCCAGGCAGCAGCUGGUGGUCAGGCUGAUGCAGGUGGAGGAGGGUUCAGCCAGGUGGAGAACGUGACGGAGGAGGUGCAGAGCCUGAGGAACCGAGUCGAGCUCCUGGAAAAGAAGCUGCAGUUGGUGUUGGCGCCCGUCAGCAGCUUCUUCCUGCCGUCGCAGGACGAGGGCUGGUCGGAGAGGACCACCUUGCUGUCGCACUCCUUCCAGCAGCUGGACCGCAUCGACUCCCUCAGCGAGCAGAUCGGCUUCCUGGAGGAGCGCAUCGGCACAUGUUCUUGUCAGGAGAAUUAGAACCAAACGCCUUCCGUGAAGUUAAUAAUGAAACCUGCUGGAGACCGUACGCAUUGCACCAAGAUGGCCGACACGCCCUCAGCUGUGGCGUUUCACUCCUCCCGACAGCUUCCUUCACUUCUCGAUGAAUCGCGGCCAACAUCCUCGAUUGUGUAACAGCACCAGCUGUUUCUGCAUGAUGACAUCAUCCCUGUAACAUCUGAAUCCAACCCAGUGAGGGUCAAAGGUCAAUGUGGCCUCUGUCCAAGGGGGGGGGGGGCAGACCUGGACAUCUGUAUUUAUCUAUUUAAAUUAUGAUUACGUCUAGUUAUUUUCUCUGUGCUCCGAUGGACUUUUUUUUUACCUAGUUUUG